This is a messenger RNA of Penicillium odoratum, 1341 nucleotides long. RefSeq lists its product as uncharacterized. The record is from RefSeq and is a predicted model, not a curated record. Bases 1 to 1341 code for a protein of 446 amino acids. Gene Ontology annotation, biological process: ceramide biosynthetic process. Gene Ontology annotation, molecular function: sphingosine N-acyltransferase activity. The transcript has 4 exons. NCBI's taxonomy places the organism in Eukaryota, Fungi, Ascomycota, Eurotiomycetes, Eurotiales, Aspergillaceae. Gene Ontology annotation, cellular component: membrane.
AUGACCAAAGAAACCCCGCCGUCAGAGCUCAAUGUUUAUGUUUCGAGCCGAAAUGGCCGCGGCCCACGGGCCAAGGAGACCACGUUCCGCGAAUGGGUGGUCAACAACCAAAUCGGGAUCUCGAUGACCAUCCUGGCUAUGUUGCUGGCUCUUCAUAACCUUUACCCGUCGCUUCGCCCGUAUACCCAACCCUUCUUUCAAUUGUCCUACUACAAUCCAUCGGGUGAUUACUAUGUUCAAGGCUGGGACGAUGUGUACUUCGUCAUCAGCGCUGCGCUGGCCCUUACUGCGGUUCGCGCGUUCGCAAUUGAAUGGGUCCUACAGCCGCUCGCCUGCAGGGCAGGUCUGAAGCGGAAAGGUUCGGUCCGGUUUGCCGAACAGGGAUGGCAGGCAAUGUAUUAUGGUGCCAUCUGGGCCGUUGGAUUGUACUUGUGGAAGAACUCCUACUAUUGGUUCGACUUUGGUGCUAUCUGGGCAGAAUGGCCUGCACGCCCGCUUUCAGGCUUGAUGAAGUGGUAUUUGCUCGUGGAGUUGGCUUUCUUGGUGCAGCAGAUCUUCGUCAUCCACGUGGAGGAGCGUCGCAAGGACCACUAUCAAAUGCUGUCGCACCACAUUAUUACAAGCACUCUUUUAAGCUCGGCUUAUAUCUACGGCUUCUACAAUGUGUCCAACGUGGUGCUGUGCUUGAUGGACGUCGUCGACUUCCUUCUUCCCUCAGCAAAGAUCCUGAAGUACUUGAAGUUUGAAAAUGCCUGCAAUGUAGCAUUUGGGGUUUUCAUGUCCGUCUGGUUCGUCACCCGACACGUCCUGUAUAACAUGCUAUGGUGGUCCAUCUAUAAGAAUGUGCCCUCCCAGAUGUCCUACGGGUGCUACUCGGGUGUUACGUCCGAGAUGAUCAGCGACAAUGGUUACCCCAAUGCCUUUGCAUACCUGUUCGCUCCUUUCCGUGGCCUGGAGAACCCCAUCUGCAUGAACCGCACCAUCAAGUGGAUAUUCCUGUCCUUCCUCCUGUCUUUGCAGGGAUUGUCGAUUGUCUGGUUUACCAUGAUUGUGCGUGUCGCCUACGGUGUUGUUGUCACUGGCAAUGCAGAGGACACCCGUAGCGACGAAGAGGACGAGGUCGAACUUGACGGCGAAGCACUACCCAACGGAUCUGCGCGGCUGGCCGCUCAGGAUGGUGCGAACACCACCCCCGUUGUCAGCGAUAGUGCUCCGGGCUUGGACCGGCGCCGGUCCAACGGCACUGCCUCAUUGCGUGCCCGUGGUCGUGGCCGCGUGCCUUUUGAUCAGAGUGACCGAAAAGCUCUAUUGGGUCGCAUUGGAUGCGAGAAGCCUACAUAA